AUGGGAGGAAUAAGCAGUCGGAUGCCAUGGUGGCUUGGUGGAAGACGUGCCCCAGAGCAGCCAGGGGCCGAUGGGGAGGAGGUGGCUGGGGCAGCUGCAGCAGCGGGUGACGAGGUGGAGGAAGACAGUGAAGAGGCCGGACCCUCCACCAGUCAGGGCGGCUUCAAACGAAAGAUGGACUCAGGAAGUCCUCACACAGAAGGGCGCCUCCGGAAGCGCGCCAGAGGCAUUUCACCUUCCAUUUAUGAGAAACUCUUCCUCAUGGGGGAAGGCAGCGAUGUGCAGAUCCGUGCACUAGGGGAGGUGUGGAACUUGCACAAGGUCUACUUGUGCCAGUCUGGAUACUUUGCGAGCAUGUUCAGUGGUGCGUGGAGGGAAGCAACCAUGAAUACCAUAGACUUGCAGAUGCCUGAUGAGAACAUUGACAGUGAGGCCCUGCACGAGGUUUUAGGAUCCCUGUACCAAAGCUCCGUGCUCAUUCCACCCAGGCACGUUGUGUCCAUCCUGGCCACAGCCUGCAUGCUGCAGCUGGAUGAGCUGAUUCAGCAGUGUGGGGAAGUCAUGGAGGAGACUGUCACUGUCUACACCGUAUGCAGCUACUACCACUCUGCUGAGAGCUAUGGCCUCCCAAACAUCAGGACCCUGUGCUUCCAGUGGCUGCUGGACAAUCUGAUGACUCACCACUGUGAGGAGCUAUUAUUACGACAAGUCAGCCCAGAUAUCAUGAAAGAGCUCAUUGCCUCUUCAGAGCUCUUAGUGAUGGAAGUGGAGAUGGAUGUGUACGCCAUGCUGAAAAAGUGGAUGUACUUGCAGCUGCAGCCGGGAUGGAGAGGCCCCCGCAGGGCCUUAUUGCCUGACGCCAACCUGUGGCUUGCCAGGUCCAAGAGGGAUUCAGGAGGCACCCCUUUCCUGGAAACCCAGGAGGGCAGAGCAUUCGUGCCAGUGUUCCAGAAUCUGCGACUGGCCUACCUCAUCUGUGACCUGCCAUCAACACGUAUCAUUAACCAGGAUGCACUGAUUCCCGCCGCGUGGCUAACCCCAGUAUACAAAGACCAGUGGCUUGCUGUGGUCCAGGCCGAGCAAAGCAUGGGAGUUGGGCCAACCGACAUCCAUGUGCCCAACUUCCCUGUGUACAGCAUGAGGUGUGGGCACCACAUCCCUAAGGAAGUGCGGUGCAGCUGGCAGUGGGCCAGCCUUAGCAUUGGCUGGGACCUGGUGGUGUGCUACACCAACCGGCGAAUCAUCUUCAAGCGCAGUGCCAAGAACAAGUCCCAUGGCCUCGGUAUCAGCUUACUGUGGCAGAGAAAGGUUGCCUUCCGCCUGUGUGUGGUUUCCUUGGACAUCACUGGAAGAGCCACCUUCAGGAAGAGCACAGAAUACCAGGUGCUUUCCCCGGGAAGAGAUGAAGAGCUGGAGGUAGUGAACCUGGAGAACCAAGAUGUGGUCUUCCCCAUAUAUGUGGCCUGUAACUUCCUGUACAUCCCCAGAGAGGGGCUCGACCCAGAGUGA
This is a messenger RNA of Phyllostomus discolor (pale spear-nosed bat), 1509 nucleotides long. Its product is annotated as germ cell-less protein-like 1. Gene Ontology annotation, cellular component: nucleus. Gene Ontology annotation, biological process: germ cell development. The coding region runs from base 1 to 1509 and encodes 502 amino acids. The transcript has a single exon. Gene Ontology annotation, molecular function: protein binding. NCBI's taxonomy places the organism in Eukaryota, Metazoa, Chordata, Mammalia, Chiroptera, Phyllostomidae. The record is from RefSeq and is a predicted model, not a curated record.